AUGGUUAGCUGGCCCCUGCUGCAGGACUCAGUGGUCUUUGAGGAUGUGGCCGUGGACUUCACCUUGGAGGAGUGGGCUUUGCUGGAUUCUGCUCAGAGGGAACUGUACAGAGAAGUGAUGCUGGAAAACUUGAAAAACCUGGCCUCAGUGGAUGAUGAGACUCAAUUUAAAACCAGUGGGUCAAUUUCUCAGCAGGAUGUUUAUGGGAAUAAAAUAUCCAAGGAACAUAAAAUAGCAAAGUUCACCAGAAAUGAUUCCUGGGCCUCUGUUUUAGGGGAAAUUUGGGAAGAAUUUAGCACUGAAGAUCACACAAAGCAGGGGAGACAUCUGAGAAAUCAUGUGGUGGAGAAACUCUCUGAAAGUAAUGAUCAGUGUGGGGAAGGCUCCAGUCAGAUUCCAAAUCAUAAUCUGUACCAGAAAACUCAUACUGGAGUAAAAGAGUAUGGAUGUAGUGCAUACGGAAAAGUCUUUGUGCCUCAUUCCUCCCUCAAGAGUCACGUCGCCGCACACACUGGACACAAACUGUAUCAGUGUCAGGAGUGUGGGCGGGCCUAUAGUUGUCGAUCACAACUACGAAUGCAUGUGAGGACCCACAACGGAGAGAGAACCUAUGCGUGUAAAUUAUGUGGAAAAACCUUUCCUCGUACUUCAUCCCUCAACCGGCAUAUAAGGAUCCAUACUGCCGAGAAGACUUACGAAUGUCAGCAGUGUGGGAAGGCCUUCAUUGAUUUCUCGAGUCUUACUAGUCAUGUGAGAACUCACACUGGAGAGAAGCCCUAUAAAUGUAAAGAAUGUGGGAAAGCCUUCAGUUAUUCCUCAACUUUUCGAAGGCACAUGAUAACACACACUGGAGAGAAGCCCUAUAAGUGUCAGGAAUGUGGGGAAGCCUUCAGCUAUUCCUCAACGUUUCGAAGACACAUGAUCUCACACACCGGGGAGACACCACAUAAAUGUAAGGAAUGUGGAGAAGCCUUUAGUUAUUCCUCAGCUUUUCGAAGGCACAUGAUAACACACACUGGAGAGAAGCCCUAUGAAUGUAAACAGUGUGGGAAAACCUUCAUUUACCUGCAGUCCUUCCGGAGACAUGAAAGGAUUCACACUGGAGAGAAGCCCUAUGAAUGCAAACAAUGUGGGAAAACCUUCAUUUACCCCCAGUCCUUCCGAAGACAUGAGAGGACUCAUGGUGGAGAGAAACCCUACGAAUGUAGCCAGUGUGGGAAAGCAUUCAGCCAUCCCUCAUCCUUUCGAGGACACAUGAGAGUGCACACUGGAGAGAAACCUUACGGAUGCAAUCAGUGUGGAAAAACUUUCAACUGGCCCAUAUCCUUGAGAAGACAUAUGAGGACACACACUGGAGAGAAACCUUAUGACUGUAAGGAGUGUGGGAGGGCCUUCAGUUGUUCCUCGUCCUUAAGAAGACAUGUACGAAUACACACCACAGACAGACACUGCCUAGGGGAUGCGGGAAAUUCUCCUGCAAAGGAAUUCAUGCCUCAUGUGUCAGGAAAUCCACACCAGGAGAGAAAUCUUAUCAAAGCUGUAAAUAUGGUGGAUGUCAUUGGGCCUCCACACCUCUAUUGGGACGUCAUGGUAGCCCCACCAGGCUGA
Odobenus rosmarus divergens (Pacific walrus) is the source of this 1608-nucleotide messenger RNA. Its product is annotated as zinc finger protein 555. The record is from RefSeq and is a predicted model, not a curated record. Lineage: Eukaryota; Metazoa; Chordata; Mammalia; Carnivora; Odobenidae. Bases 1 to 1608 code for a protein of 535 amino acids. The transcript is spliced from 6 exons. Gene Ontology annotation, biological process: regulation of DNA-templated transcription.